Mauremys reevesii (Reeves's turtle) is the source of this 1171-nucleotide messenger RNA. RefSeq names its product maestro heat-like repeat-containing protein family member 2A. The transcript has 9 exons. Gene Ontology annotation, cellular component: cytoplasm. Lineage: Eukaryota; Metazoa; Chordata; Testudines; Geoemydidae. Bases 127 to 1152 code for a protein of 341 amino acids. The record is from RefSeq and is a predicted model, not a curated record.
UGUCAUAAUAGUGCUUGCAUAAUCUGAAUCUAAUCCUGGCCAUGACAGACUGAGAGGCCAGCUGCCUGACAGUACAGGAGCUCUUUAGAGAAAGGACUGUAGGAAGUGGUGAAAAAAGACUAAAACAUGAAUAAUCUUGUGAGUGAACUGGAGGUAACAGAGAGAGGUGUUUAUAAUGAGGUUAUUUCACUCCUGGCGCAUAUAGCUGACCAAGAUAAGAACAGAAUUGCCCUCAGGAUUGCCUCUAUAGCAAAGACCAAGCUGGUUAGUGUUGUGAGAGUUCUACUGGAGAAACUGCAACAGGAUGAGGAAGCAACAAAUGAGGUAAAAGUGGCAGCUAGCAACACGUUAGUGACUCUGGCAAGCUGCUAUUUUGAUGAUGUCAUGUAUGAGCUGCACUGUCACCUGAAACCACCGAAGCUGCCUGAAGAGUUUAUUUUAGUUACACUGGGCAACCUGUCAUCAGCCUAUGCACUUGACUGUAUCCCUUUUGUGGAAAUGACCCUGAGCACCAUGUUCUCCAUGCUGGAGUUAGUCAAUGACAGUAGGAUGAGACAAGCAUUUUGCGGUGUUCUGGAACAAUGGUCAAGGGCAGUACGUCUCUUUUUGGCUAGCUGGGAAAAGUACCCAUUCCCCAAAGUGGGCGAAUUGCGGCUCUGCAAUCAUUUUCUUCCCGUCUACUCUCAUGUGACCAGCAACUGGCUGACCUGUGAGGAGCUGGAGCUCAAGCAGGCUGUCAUCAAAGCCCUUGGUCCCAUGAUGAGUCUCCUGCUACACAAAGAGGAGUAUCAAGGUCAGAUAUUUGAACAGAUGUCAUGGCUUCUUGAGCAAUAUAAGGAGAGCACUGAUGUUUUUCACGUCACCAAGAGUCUGAGCCAGCUCUUGGAGGUCUCGGGUGAAUAUAAGAUCCCUCUCCCUAAGAGGAAGUUUCAAGCCAUCUGCAGUGCUCUGCACAACCAGCUCUGUUCUCAAGCUAAGCCGCUCAGCAUGGAAAAUCACACAGAGCUGGUCUAUUGUAUAGUUCAGCUAGCCCGUUCUUCUCCUGAUGAUCUGAUAGCCUUUCUGCACUCGCAGCUGGAGAUUGAGAAUGAGGCUGUUCGUGUGGCAUCUCUGAAUCUGCUCAGAGCUAUUGUUGGUGCUGACUGUAAGUAACACAGGAGCAACUGUGCCA